Messenger RNA from Condylura cristata (star-nosed mole), 792 nucleotides. RefSeq names its product chymotrypsinogen B-like. Gene Ontology annotation, biological process: proteolysis. Bases 1 to 792 code for a protein of 263 amino acids. The transcript is spliced from 7 exons. Lineage: Eukaryota; Metazoa; Chordata; Mammalia; Eulipotyphla; Talpidae. Gene Ontology annotation, molecular function: serine-type endopeptidase activity. The record is from RefSeq and is a predicted model, not a curated record.
AUGGCAUUGCUGCGGCUUCUCUCCUGUGUCACCCUCAUCGGGACCCACUUUGGCUCUGGGGCCCCUGCCAGUGACCUGGAGCUGAGCAUUACCCCCAGGAUCAUCAAUGGGACAGACGCUGUCCCUGGCGCCUGGCCCUGGCAUGUGUCUCUGCAGUCUCCCACUGGAUUCCCCCUUUGUGGGGGCUCCCUGAUCAACUCGAAGUGGGUGAUCACCGCCGCCCACUGCAGUGUGACGACAUCCAACUUGGUUAUGGCUGGGCAGUAUGACCGACGCUCAUUCAAGGAUGACAUCCAGCUAGUAAAGAUUUCCAAGAUUUUUAGGCACCCCAAGUUCAAGUACAGCAAAGCGGUCAAUGACAUCGCCCUGCUGAAGCUGGUUGUGCCCUUCCACUGGUCCAAGACUGUGUCCCCCAUUGCCCUGCCGAGUGUUGAUGACAUGUUCCGGGCUGGGACCCUGUGCGCCAUCAUGGGCUGGGGGGACACCCAACCCAAUGUCAGGGAGACCCCCGGGAAACUGCAGGAAGCCACCAUGCCGCUCUUGUCCACGGCCGAGUGCAAGCGUUACUUGGGCAACAUUUACAAAGACUCCAUGAUCUGCGCUGGGACCAAUGGUGUCUGCAACUAUGACGGUGACUCUGGUGGCUCCCUGGCCUGCAAGGUGAAAGGACAGUGGAUCUUGGUGGGUGUCGUGUCCCUACUCAGUGAUGUCUGCCCCACUCAGAAUCCUGUGGUGGCCACCCGGGUCACUACAUUCGUACCCUGGGUUCAGAAGAUCGUGGCUCACAAUUGA